AUGAUAGGCGUACUUUUGUGGUGUGUGGUGUGGCUUUGCACUCUCGGAGCAGAGGCAGCAGCAACUACCCACGAGUUCUACUAUAAGGUGCAGUACGUGCUAGCCAAUCCGGAUGGAGUGUACGAAAAACAGGUCAUAUCGUUCAACGGAACGUGGCCCCUCCCGACCAUUGAGGUGAACAAGGGUGACAGGGUCAAGUUGCAUCUCAUCAAUGGUUUGGAGGAUGCUACAACGUCCCUCCACUUCCAUGGGUUGUUCAUGAAGGGCGUAGGAUACAUGGACGGUCCUGUUGGCGUCACGCAAUGUCCGAUAAGUCCCGGCGAUUCUAUGCUUUACGACUUCGAGGUUGACCAGUCGGGCACCUACUGGUAUCACAGUCACAGUGGAUCACAGUACAGUGACGGGCUUAGAGGACUGUUUAUCAUCCAUGACGAGGAACAAGAGGCCAAAUACGCUUUCGACAAACAGCUGUCAUGGAGUAUUAGCGACUGGUACCACCUUCCAAGCGCAGAGCUUGUCAAGAAGCAAUUGACAAGAUACAACCCAACUGGUGCAGAGCCAAUUCCGCAGAACUUGAUUUUCAAUGACUCCAGGAAUGUCACUAUCAACAUUGACUAUGACACGAAAUACUUGAUCCGGAUUGCCAACAUCGGUAUCAUGGUGUCGCAGUUUUUCUCCAUUCCUGGCUAUGAGUUCGAGAUUGUCGAGGUCGACGGAGUCUACACAGAGCCAAAGAAGGCCAAGAUGGCAUACCUUACGGUUGGCCAGAGAAUGAGCAUCUUGUUGAAGACCAGACCGAAGUCCGAUGUCGACUCCAACAUUAUUAUCUUCACCUCCAUGGAUCGCCCGAUGCUCGAUACCAUUCCGGUUGAUUUGGAACUCAAUUCGAUCAAUUACUUGGUCUAUGACAAAGCAUUACCGAUGCCAAAACCUCCAAGCUGGAUCAACGACCAAGACUCCUUUAAGCCGUUCAAUGAUCUUGAAUUAGUGCCAUCAAGCCAUACUCCAUUAUUACCCGAGCCUGAUCAUAGAAUAAAUUUAUUGCUGCACAUGGAAAAUUUGGGCGACGGCGUAAACUAUGCUUUCUUCAAUAACUAUACCUACGUGGCACCAAAAGUUCCAACAUUACUCACGGCCUUGAGUGCACCAGCCAGUUUAGUUAACGAUGCCCGAAUUUACGGAUCGAAUACAAACAGCUUUGUUUUGAAAAAGGACGAGGUAGUCGAGAUAGUGAUAAACAAUGAAGACGACAACAAGCACCCGAUGCAUUUGCAUGGACAUCAGUUUCAAAUACUUGCACGCUCAAAGGACUUUGAGGAACCUGUACAUUAUGAUCCUGACAAGCAGGCUUCAUUUGCUGAGUUCCCAAUCAUGCGAGAUACGGUCUACGUGGAAGGCAAUGGGUACUUGGCCAUCCGCUUUGUGGCUAACAACCCAGGAGUGUGGUUCUUCCACUGCCACUUGGAUUUCCACUUGGAACAAGGUCUUGCUGUAACCCUGGUGGAGGCGCCGGAUUACCUUGACAAAUACAUCCCCGAUGAUCACAUAGAGACGUGCGUGCGCUCAAACAUGCCAACAAAGGGUAAUGCUGCCGGCAAUGCCCAUGAUUUCUUGAACCUACAUGGCGAAUUUGUACAGCCUGCACCACUUCCAGAGGGAUUCACACCGAAAGGUUACGUUGCGCUUUUUGCUUGCACAGCUGCUGCCCUAUAUGGUAUUUGGUCUAUCUAUGUUUUUGGAAUGAACGAUAUUUCGGUAACAGAGGCGGGUAAAAUAAACAAUGAGAAGCGUGUCAUGCAGAAGUAUAUUGAGAUCUUAGAGCGUUUGAAGAUGAAGUCAGUGGAAAGCCAGUCAGAAGAGACAUCUGCUGACAUUGAAAAGAUGUUGAAACAAGUUAUCGCCCUCAACAACAAGCUAUCGCAGCUUUAA
This is a messenger RNA of Pichia membranifaciens NRRL Y-2026, 1929 nucleotides long. RefSeq lists its product as hypothetical. Gene Ontology annotation, molecular function: ferroxidase activity; copper ion binding. Lineage: Eukaryota; Fungi; Ascomycota; Pichiomycetes; Pichiales; Pichiaceae. Gene Ontology annotation, biological process: cellular response to iron ion starvation; reductive iron assimilation. The record is from RefSeq and is a predicted model, not a curated record. Gene Ontology annotation, cellular component: high-affinity iron permease complex. The coding region runs from base 1 to 1929 and encodes 642 amino acids. The transcript has a single exon.